AUGGACGAGUCAUCCGAAGGAAACCUUUGGCGCGUUAUCGAACACUCCACGAAGUUCGAAGCUAGGGGAAUAAGCACCUGGGCAAUCCAGUACAGCAACUGGGCCCAUGGCAUCCAGUUAUUGCUGUCCAUGUCGAAGGAGGAGGAUAUCUGUGCAGUCCUUCGGGGGGCGCAGCGACCUUCGGCGGAGAGUUCCAUCACAAAUUCCAACUCAGUUGGUGGAGGAGGAGACGAUGAUGGUGGGAAAAAGGAGGGCGCCAUGACAGUGGCGCGAUGGGAUCGUGCGUCUUCAAGACUGCAAGCCGUGCUAUGCCUGACAACGACGGGUAUCCCCCAGGGCUUAGUGAAACGCCAUGGGGGGAAUAAUCGCGCGGGCGGCAUUGGAAACGGGCCAAACGGGCAAACGGGGUGGAGGGAGCUGAAGGCCAAGUACGCCUCUCCACGGGUCAUCCGCGACGCUUUGAACCACACCCAAAUGUCUGUCGGGCAAGACCCGGACGAGUACCUGAACACACUGCAUCAGCUUCGCACGGACCUGCAGAAGGAGCAAGGAGAAGUUGAUUCUUAUGACGAGCUUGAGUUCAUCGUUAUCGAACACCUCACCGAAGAGUACGAUUUCGUGAGGACGUUGUUCGUGACCAAGGACCCCGAGUUCGACCUUCCGCAGAUCGAGGCCACUAUUCAGCGGACGUACAUGCGUCGGAGCCGCCAAGCAGCCAAUACUCCAAAGGAAUCUGGUUACUGCUGUUGUGAGCCGGGGGACAUCAAGGCGAAAUGCAGGGCACUGCAGAGGAGACUGGCGAGGGUUGGAGCAAUUCCAGCCGUUGUCGCGCAGAGGCGGGGAAAUGGUGCUCGAAGCACAGGUCAACCACGCACAGUGACGCCGAGUGUCGUGCUCAGCAGCGUGCUCGAGCGGAACCCGUGGUGGAGGAGAUGUUUUCGUUUUGAACCGCGUGUUGCACGGGCGGCGGCGGCGGCGGGGGCGGCGGCACACGCCGUUGCCGUUCUGGAUUUUUCGUCGGCGGCGGAGGAAAUAAUUGGAGAUCUUCUCGCAUCCGCCCCCUUUCCACGACAACGAGGCGUUUCUCGGUGGUGACAGGGGCUUCAAGACCGACCUCACAACAGGAGGGACUACGGUGCGAUGAACAGCCGCCAUUCACCAAAUUAAGGCGACGGAGGGCAAUCAGAGACAGGUUAGUUGCAGAAAAAAUUGUGUGGUUGCCUGUUGUUCCGUUUGAAGGGGAUGCUGAUACGCGAACGGACACGAAUGGGUCCCGGGAAGACGCAAACCAGGUCAUCACCGUCUCCAGCCUUCAAUAUGACGCGUCCGC
Molecule: messenger RNA, 1330 nt
Organism: Ectocarpus siliculosus
Lineage: Eukaryota; Phaeophyceae; Ectocarpales; Ectocarpaceae
Source: the annotation of a GenBank genome assembly